GUGGGGGUAAUAUAUUCUGGGUUGUUUAAUUUUUUUAGUUGUUUUUAGAAUUCAUAACCGCAUUUUGAUCUUCACUGCGAUUAUUGUAUUGUACUAACAACUUGCAUACCUAGCUUCCUUUUUCUUAUAUAGCAUUGAAUUAUUGCGGUCUUGUAUUGCCUAGUGUUGACUUAAUCAAAUGGCACUAUGACAGUGACCCAACAUGACAAUCAUUCACAUAUCGGUUAAAGAAGGUUGGCACAAGAAUUUCCAUGGGAAUUUUUUGUGUGUCUUACUUGAGAUGACGGCUGGAGUUUGAUUGAUUCAACUGAAUAUGAGCUGGCGAAAGUAAAAUACAGCUGAAGGAAAACUUAUCCUGCUCACCAAGCUGCUCUUUAAAAUGUGGUCUUUGGCAAAGUCUUCACUUCGUUUCUCUCUACAUUUUCUUCUAAAAAUCAUUGAUCAUGCAAUUAUAUAGUAGUUUUUUGUAGGUUUCUAGUGGUCCAGGUUUAUGCUGAAAACUUUCUUUGUAAGGAAAAUAUCUAUUCGGCGCGAUUCCCGAUGCUUCCAGUGCUUAAUUGACCAGCUUAAAAAACAGAAGAAAAAAAGUGUGACCUUGAGUGAAAAGGACAGAUGAAUCAGCAUCCUGGCCGUCGAUCAAAUGGACGGCUGUGAUCAUCACCAUCCUAGUUGACUUUGCUAAAUUUUAUUCUGGUAGUGCUCCGCCUCUCACUCUCGGCCUGAAUAUUAUACUCCCGCCAAUUACUUCCUGCACAAGUGAAGGUCCCAACGAGAGAGACUAACAAUGUCGCAUAUGCUCUGGCCCAUCCCUGUAUAAAGUCGCCGCGAGAUCCAGCAGAAACCUUUUCCUGCUCCGGCCGCCAUUGCCGCGACCUUGCUCACCCUGCGCAAGCUUCUGCAUGUGCUUGCAUGGUGAAACUCUUCUCCACCUUGUCCAUCUCUUGAUGUUCAUCCCAAUCUAGAGUUCUAGACUAGAGCUCCUUGAUUCCAUUGCACCACCAAGGUUCUUGGGUUCUUUGUUUGUCCAUGGAGGGGGUGGAGGAGGCCAACCGGGCGGCCGUGGUGAGCUGCAAGAGGCUGGUCGCCCGCCUCUCGCUGUCCGCCGGCGACCCGUUCCGGCUCGCCGCCGUCGCGGCCGAGACCGAGGAGGCCGUGUCCCGGUUCAGCAAGGUGGUUAACAUCCUCGGCAACAGGGUUGGCCAUGCGAGGGCGAGGGUCGGCCGGAGGAGCUCGCCGGCGGGCGACCCGAUUGCGAGGUGCCUCCUCGAGUACCACCCUCCCCCGCCGGUGCCGUAUUGCCCACCUGCCAGUGCCCCCCAACUCCAUGGGAGUAGCAGUAGCACUCCUGCGCCGCCGCCGACGCCGCUGAAGCAGAUGCCGGUGCCGGUGGCGGCGGAGGCGGCUCCUUGUGCCGCCGGCAACGGCAAGGUCGUUGCACCGGCGGCCAAGGGUGCUGCGGACAGGGACAUGUUCUUCCAGACGCCGCUCCUGGAUUUGAGUGCGUGCAGCAGCGUUACUCCCGCCUCCAUUGCCGCCGCGCAGAUCAACGGCUCGAGAGUUUCCGCAGCUCCGGCGGCCAAGGGUGCAGACAGAGACAUGUUCUUCCAGACGCCGCUCCUGGAUUUGAGCGGGUGUAGCGUUACUCCCGCCUCCAUUGCCGCCGUGCAGAUCAACGGCUCGAGAGUUUCGGCAGCUCCGGCGGCCAAUCCUCCUCCUCCCCCUCCCCCUCCCCCUCCUCCUCAAAUCCAAUUCCACCAUCCGAUUCAGCAGCAGCAGCAGCAGCAGCAGCAGAAGAGGAUGCUCGAGCAGCAGCAGAAGCCGGCCAGCAGCGACAACAAGAGGUUCCACUUCGAGCCGAAGCCGGCGAGCGAGAAGCCGUUCCACAUCGAGAUCCCGGCGGCGAGGAGCGGCAAGGAGCCGGAGGUGAUCACCUUCAGCUUCGACAACUCGGUGUGCACCUCGUCGGCGGCCACCUCCUUCUUCACCAACAUGAGCAGCCAGCUGAUCAGCAUGUCGGAGACCUCCGCCUGCGCGCCGGCGUCCAGGAAGGCGGCGCACAAAGCCGACGACGACGGCAAAUGCCACUGCCCCAAGAAAAAGAAGCCGAGGGAGAAGAGGGUGGUGAGGAUGCCGGCGGUGAGCGACAAGGUGGCCGAUAUACCUUCCGACAGCUACUCGUGGAGGAAGUACGGGCAGAAACCCAUCAAAGGCUCUCCACACCCAAGGGGAUACUACCGGUGCAGCAGCAUCAAGGACUGCCCGGCGAGGAAGCACGUGGAGCGGUGUCGCGGCGACGCCGGGAUGCUCAUCGUCACCUACGAGAACGACCACAACCACGCGCAGCCGCUCGACCUCGCCACGCUCACCGCCAACUCCGAAGCCUGACCGAGACCGCCGGUACCAGAAGAACUCUGAAUUUUUAUGCCAUGGAUGGAACAUGCCAUUCAGCCUGACCAAAUCUGAAUGCAAGUGAAAAUUGUAUGAGGAAGGCGAAGAUUUCGCCUGCGUCUUUCGCAAUGUAUAGUGAGCACUUGAUUGUCCUUUUGAAUUGUAUCCUAUCGAAAAAUCGCUCCGUGCAAAUGCUUGUUAAAUUUCCUUGUAGAACUAGUGCUAGCUUUGCUUGCUUUGUUUUCAGUGUAGCUUUGCUUGUUUAACCACGGUGCAGAAAUCACAAUUCAUGGUA
Molecule: messenger RNA, 2683 nt
Organism: Aegilops tauschii subsp. strangulata
Lineage: Eukaryota; Viridiplantae; Streptophyta; Magnoliopsida; Poales; Poaceae
Biological process (GO): regulation of DNA-templated transcription
Molecular function (GO): sequence-specific DNA binding; DNA-binding transcription factor activity
Source: RefSeq, a predicted model, not a curated record